CCGGCUGCGUCCGGCCUAGCGGGUUGGGCGGUUGGCCCUCCGGGGUGUGGCCGCCGCGGGCCCCUCCUCCGCGGUCUCCUGGUCGUGGGGGUCGCUCCGGUCUCUGCUCAGGUCUCGGCUCCCGGUCGCACUGCCGCCCGCUGCUCUCCUGCUUUCUGGACCAUGGCCCACACCGAGCGCACCUUCAUCGCUGUCAAGCCGGACGGCGUGCAGCGCAGCCUGGUGGGCGAGAUCAUCAAGCGCUUCGAGCAGAAGGGAUUCCGCCUCGUCGCCCUGAAGCUGCUUCAGGCCUCUGAGGAACUCCUGAAGGAGCACUACAUAGACCUGAAAGACCGCCCAUUCUACCCCGGGCUGGUGAAGUACAUGGGCUCAGGGCCAGUCGUGGCCAUGGUCUGGGAGGGGCUCAAUGUAGUGAAGACCGGGCGAGUAAUGCUUGGGGAAACCAAUCCAGCAGAUUCUAAGCCAGGUACCAUUCGUGGGGACUUCUGCAUUCAAGUUGGCAGGAACAUCAUUCAUGGCAGUGACUCAGUAAAAAGUGCUGAGAAAGAAAUCAGCCUGUGGUUUAAGCCUGAAGAGUUAGUUGAGUACAAGUCUUCUGCUUUUGACUGGAUCUAUGAAUAAGAGGUGGACAGAGCAUCAGUCCCCUUUGGCAUCGCUUGAUGUGUCCCUGGACACAGCUCUUCAUUCCACUGACUUGGAAGCAACAGGAUGGAGCUUUCUUUCCUAAAGCAUAUUUACCAAUAAAGCCUUUGGAAACUGG
Camelus dromedarius (Arabian camel) is the source of this 760-nucleotide messenger RNA. RefSeq names its product nucleoside diphosphate kinase B. Bases 163 to 621 code for a protein of 152 amino acids. The record is from RefSeq and is a predicted model, not a curated record. The transcript is spliced from 5 exons. NCBI's taxonomy places the organism in Eukaryota, Metazoa, Chordata, Mammalia, Artiodactyla, Camelidae. Gene Ontology annotation, molecular function: nucleoside diphosphate kinase activity. Gene Ontology annotation, biological process: UTP biosynthetic process; GTP biosynthetic process; regulation of apoptotic process.